Messenger RNA from Rhincodon typus (whale shark), 2843 nucleotides. RefSeq names its product histone deacetylase complex subunit SAP130-like. The transcript is spliced from 9 exons. Gene Ontology annotation, cellular component: Sin3-type complex. The record is from RefSeq and is a predicted model, not a curated record. Bases 3 to 1385 code for a protein of 460 amino acids. Gene Ontology annotation, biological process: negative regulation of transcription by RNA polymerase II. NCBI's taxonomy places the organism in Eukaryota, Metazoa, Chordata, Chondrichthyes, Orectolobiformes, Rhincodontidae.
CAAUGAGCACUCAACAGUUUCCACGACCUGGUGCACCUGCAUCAGGCCUGGGAGCAGGCCAGUCUUCCAUCACCAGCAUGCAGAACAGCAGUGGUCCAGGGGCAUCAGGCAGUAACACUGUAACAGCCCCCAGCGAUGAGCUGAAUCGGGAUGUGGAACACUUGCCCCGUGAGCAUUCUAAUCCAAUCCCUUCACUUCCGUUCCGAGAUGAGAAACAGGAGACUGUCGUGGUUCGGCCUUACCCACAGGUGCAGACUCAUGCACAGUCGCUACCAGCCGCACAGCACCAUCUGCCUCAGUCUGGGGUGCCUGUAACUCUGGGUGCUCCUCCCACACACCUAGCACAGGCCACCCAGCUCUCCUUCCCAGAAGGGCUAAUGAAGACCACCCUGAAGCCCCCCUUGCCCAGUCGGCCCAUUGCUCCAGCUCCAUCAUCUGGCCUCGGACACUUGGCUGUUCCUCCGAAGGUAUCAGGACAUGUGCCUGUUAGCAUGGACGCAAGUGUAGCACAGGCCUCUGCAAUCCCUGUGGCUACAAUCAGUGGGCAGCAGGGUCAUCCCAACAUCCCUCAUCUGAUGGGUACCAACGUGCAAAUGUCAAUCAUCCGAAACUCUGUUCCAGCUUCGCUCCAUAUUGGACCGUCCACAGCACAGCCACAGAUGUUCUCAUCGCAUGUGCCCAGAGGUGCAGCAGUAGCAGCAGCAAUAUCAAGUUCCAAAGUAACUACAGUCUUGCGCCCUGCUCCAGCACCGUUACCAACAGCUGGAAAUCCUCAGACUGCUGUGCAGCAUUCUCUGCACCUACCUAUACAGUCUCGCCCUCCUUCGACCACCUCUACAGCAAUCCCUCCAGCAGUGGUAGCAACCGUAUCUGCAACACGAGCCCAGUCUCCGGUCAUUACAACAGCAGCAGCUCAUGGGACAGAUGUGGCACACAGUCGACCAGCACUGACCAUCCAACCUCACCCGUCUGCUGCUACAAUUAGCAUCCAGCGCACUCAGCAACCUAGGGAUACAACAGCUCGAAUUACAUUACCUUCCCACCCAGCAGUGGCUGCCCAGAAACCACAGCUCCAUAUUACACAGAAAACAAUGUUCAGUACCGGGACACCAGUUGCUGCUGCUACUGUGGCACCCAUUCUCUCCACAAAUUCAAUCCCCUCUACCACAAGUCAGGGUUUAUUCCUUAACAUGUGUCAAACUACUUUUGCACGAUUGUAUUCACAGGGAAACAUGCAACGCUGCAAACUGGUUAUUGACCAGAUCACUGAGGCCAAAGAUACCAUGAUGAAGGUUCUGGAUCAUAAGGACAGAGUUCUGAAACUGCUCAACAAAAAUGGCACAGUCAAGAAAGUGUCUAAAUUGAAGAGGAAAGAAAAGUCCUAAAACCUCAUGUUGGAUAGUAUCUGUUUUAAAGCCACUGUAUAGAUGUUUAGUUUGGUAUCUAAAUAAAGCCGAGAUUUGCAGGAGAUGGAUAGGUUCUAUAGAACAUGAACACUGCUGCAGUGUGUCCAGUGGUCACAGCAGAAGACGCACUCACCUUCCCUAUAGCGCUUCCAUCGUUGCUCAGACAGUGAUAGGUUGAUUUCUAAGUCCCCACUCCCCUUUUAAAAUCAUGAUAACCUACAAAAAGGUUUUGAUUUUGACCCAAUUUAGACAACUUUGACUAACAAGGAAAUGUCAUCUGAGCUAAAAGACCAGAGCAAAUUCCUCCUAUGCUUUUUUUGGCACUCGAUAACUAUUCUGAAACAACAAAUUCACAUUGGCCCACAGUUUUGUCCUGUUAACUUGGUAUCACAGGGUUGUGAAUUUUAUACUAAUCGAUUAUCCGUUCCUCCUAAUUAGCCACAGCUCAUUACCUCUGUUGAUUUACAGAGCAAGAGUGUGUGCUAAUUCACUCAUCAUGAUAGCGACCUCGGUCAGUUGCUGGAGUUAAGAGGCCUGGCUGUAGGUCAGAUGUGAAGAAUGAUCCCAUUCCAGUGCCUGAAGUUAGUAAGCAUGCAAGUGCAAUGCAGGUGGCUGAGGAAGAGGUCCUCCAGUCAGAGUUUGUGUUCCCCUUCUACAGGUGGGAGAGGUUUGUAUCUUAGAGAGGGUGGCUUUCAUGGCCGUCCUUGGUGCUUGUUGAAUGUGACUCAUUGACCUGAAAGUCCGUCCCAUUUCAGUGGUCUGCUGUGACAACUGGGAGUGACUCGAAUUACUGUUUUCUCAAUGAGAAAAAGAAAAUCCCUAUAAUUUCUACAGUUUUCACCAAGGGGAGAAAAAGGUGUUUGCGAAUCAAACCCAUCUGCUGGUGGACCCUCACUGUGUUGUGAGUUUGGUGUGGCUCUCGACAGGACAUACAACAGAACUGUAAAUAUGUUACAAAGAGUAGCUUUAUGCUUUUGGUCCGCAUGGUGUGCAGAGGGAGUCAGUUCUCCACAUCUCCUUCUCUCUCACCAGGCUGAGUAGAACUGAGUGGUGCAUUAUUUCAGCACAUUUCUAGUUUCUCCCUACACCAGAUUCCUGUGCUGCUGAAGUACAAAAUCUUACCAUGUGAUUAUCUUUCUAUCAGAAGUUUCAAAAAAUGGAAUAACAGUUUUUUUUAAGCAAAAAUGAAAGCUCGCACAUUUCUUGUUAGACUUGGCAGCAUUUCUUCCUUCUCCGCACACCGCUUGCCUCUUAGCACAUACUCGAUGUGUUUGGUGUUUGACCAGUAGUGUUUGUAACUGAGAAGGUUGAGUAGGUAAAGCCUGGACUGCUCCCAUUGUAAGGUGAUCUUGUGUGAAAUGUUUGUAGUUUGUGUUGCAGUUUCUUGUACAUAUACACUUGGAGAUCAUUAAUAAACAGUACAAUCUUUUAUACCAA